Molecule: messenger RNA, 1524 nt
Organism: Emiliania huxleyi CCMP1516
Lineage: Eukaryota; Haptophyta; Isochrysidales; Noelaerhabdaceae
Exons: 6
Coding region: 38-1249 (403 amino acids)
Molecular function (GO): zinc ion binding
Source: RefSeq, a predicted model, not a curated record
CGCUGCUGCCGCUGCUCGUCUCUUGCCGGUACUCUCCAUGGGUCGACAGUCCACGCUCAAGGCGGACAAGGGAGGCAAGAAGCUCGGCUCGGCCGACCAGAAGAAGGACAAGGCCAAGAAGAGCGACCCGACCUUUUACUACCUCGCCGCAGGCGGCGGUGCGUUUGUGGCUCUCCUGAUCGGCACCGCGCACGCACUCAAGCGCGCCAGGCGAGCGGCUCGCCUGGCGAAGCGGCGCUGCGAGUCGGCUGCAAACACUGCGGGCGCGUGUGCGGGUGUCGAGGACAGCGGUGCCGCGCAGAGCGAGAACUGUGCCGCGGCCCGCGCCGCACUGGAGGCGUGCACCGCCGAGUCUCCGCCGGGCUGGGUGCUGAGCGAGACGCAGAUCCUCGGCGUCGCGGGUGCAGUCCUCACGCUGCUGGUCGUGGGCGCGGCCUGCGCGGUGCUCGGUGAGCGCGCCAUGCUACGCUGGCGCGCGUGGCGAGCCGCCGCGGCCGAGCGUGCGCGGAGGCUGGCUGCGGCCGCGAGCCGCGUCGAGCUGACGCACCUGUGGGCGGACCUCGGCUGCGUGUGGUGCGACAAGUGCUCCGCCGUCCUUGCGGCGACCCUCCGCCCCGCUUUUCUCGGCUCGGCAGCCGGCCUCUCGGCCGCCGCCUUCCUUGACACGGCCGGCUGCACGCUCGCGGACGUGCCUCGCUUCGGCCUGCUCCUCAUGUGCGCUUGCGGGGCGGAGCGGGAGGUGUCCGACCCGGCGCGCGGCCGGCGGGUGCGCGACGGCUGCAGAGAGUGCCACUCGCCGCAGCCGCUCUAUUUCUCCAACGUGACGCUGUCGCUCCUCAAGAAGCUGCGCAAGAAGAAUGCGAGCCAGCUCGCCUCGCUCGGCCUGAGCGUGGGCAAGCCGCUGCCUAACAAGGGCGCGUGCAAGCACUUCAAGCACUCGUACCGCUGGCUGCGCUUCCCGUGCUGCGGCCGCGCCCACCCGCCGUGCUCCUCCUGCGGCAACACCUUCACGCGCCCGGGAGGGGGGCACUGGCAGGGCGGCGACGGCUGCCGCGACCAGACGCGGCUCGCAAAGUCCGACAGCCGGAAGCACAAGGCGCGCGCGGCGCCCUCUCUCCUCCCCUCCCCCGCCGCGGGCACCUCGGCCGCCGGCGCCAAGAAGACGGUCAGCGCAAAGUCGCAGCGCGUCGGCGCCGCGGGCUCGCGCGCCACCGCCGCAAAGAAGCUGGCCAUGGCGCGGCCGGCUUAGGGAGCCUCUGCCAAAGGUUGUACCGCAGUCAGUCGGCACGAAAGAAGAGUCCUCUAUCUCUUGUGUGGUCGUCAACUGGCCCCGUGGGCGGGAGCGGUGGCGCGGUAGAAGCUACAAUACGAGUUGGUGUGGAGUUGGUGGGGGCCGACAGGUGGGCCGAGCCCGGGGUUCUUGGCGAGGGCCUGAGGCCCGAGGGCCGAGGGGCGCUGGGAAAUCCUGUCACCUUGUCGCGCCAUUCCCGUGCCAUUGUUAAAGUAAAAAAACAUGGCCGUCUC